AUGACAACUUCCUCUUCUUGGUCUAUAAAUAUGAAUUUGAAUAAAAUUAUGGGCGGAGAAAACAUCACCAUCAACGGCAACAUCUCAGACAUCCACCACAUCGCACACAGUCUGUGGGAAGUGGUCACCAUAGCAACGGUCUCCGCCAUCGUCAGCCUCAUCACGAUUAUCGGGAACAUUCUAGUGAUGUUGUCCUUCAAAGUGAACAGUCAGCUGAAGACGGUGAACAACUACUAUCUGUUGAGUCUGGCAUUCGCUGACCUCAUCAUCGGCGUCUUCUCCAUGAACUUAUACACCUCGUACAUACUGAUGGGUUACUGGUCUCUCGGUAGUCUGGCGUGUGAUCUGUGGUUAGCUAUGGAUUACGUGGCCAGUAACGCCUCUGUGAUGAACUUACUAGUCAUCAGUUUCGACCGAUACUUCUCCAUUACGAGACCGCUGACGUAUCGAGCCAAACGAACGCCGAGGCGAGCGGGCAUCAUGAUCGGUCUUGCUUGGCUGGUGUCCUUCAUCCUGUGGGCGCCGCCAAUCCUGUGCUGGCAGUAUUUUGUCGGUAAACGGACGGUCCCUGACAGGCAAUGUCAGAUCCAGUUCUUCUCCGAGCCAGUGAUCACCUUCGGAACAGCGAUAGCGGCUUUCUACCUUCCUGUCUCCGUAAUGACCAUUCUAUACUGCCGGAUAUACAAAGAGACGGAGAGACGCACUAAAGACCUGGCCGAACUUCAGGGCACCAACUCUUCACCAAACUCGAGCAGCAACGUUCAGCCUCAAAAAACCAUCAUCAGAUCAUGUUUCAACUGUAAACAACUGAGCGGCACCUUAAGAGAGAGAAACCAAACGUCCUGGUCCUCUUCAAACCGCAGUAGCGCGCCCAAAUCCACCACAUUGUCCCACAACGAGUGGUCCAAAACGGAUCAUCUCGCCAACUUCAACAGCUACGCCUCCUCUGAAGACGAGGAGCGCUCCGUUUCUCCAGGUGUUUUCCAAGCGUCUUACAGACAUCCAGAUGAUAAAGCUGCACCGUCCAGUGAGAAUGGACGCUCCAGCAGCAACGAUGAGGAAAACUUCUUCCCGAAGAGCAAGAAAUGCAUCUCGUACAAGUUCAAGCCGGCGUCGAAGGACAACGGUCCACAACAGAACACCAACGGCGACGCAAAAGCCGCCACCUCGUCCGCUGAGUCUGUGAACGCCCCUUCCUCAUCUUCAUCCUCAAAGCCCAUAGAUGCCACACUGAAGAGCCAGAUGACCAAGAGGAAGAGGAUGGUCUUGAUCAAAGAGAGGAAGGCCGCCCAGACUCUGAGCGCCAUCCUGCUGGCCUUCAUCCUCACGUGGACGCCCUACAACAUCAUGGUGCUCAUCUCCACCUUCUGCUCCGAUUGCAUCCCGCUGUCGCUCUGGCAUCUGGGGUACUGGCUGUGUUACGUCAACAGUACCGUUAACCCCAUGUGUUACGCUCUCUGUAACAAAACCUUUCAAAAGACCUUCCGCAUGCUGCUGUUGUGCCAGUGGAAGAAGAGGAGGGUUGAGGAGAAACUCUACUGGUGUGGACAAAACCCUGCGGCGAGCAACAGGUUAACCUGA
Xyrauchen texanus (razorback sucker) is the source of this 1581-nucleotide messenger RNA. Its product is annotated as muscarinic acetylcholine receptor M5-like. The transcript has 2 exons. The coding region runs from base 1 to 1581 and encodes 526 amino acids. Gene Ontology annotation, molecular function: G protein-coupled acetylcholine receptor activity; G protein-coupled serotonin receptor activity. Gene Ontology annotation, biological process: G protein-coupled receptor signaling pathway, coupled to cyclic nucleotide second messenger; adenylate cyclase-inhibiting G protein-coupled acetylcholine receptor signaling pathway; chemical synaptic transmission. The record is from RefSeq and is a predicted model, not a curated record. Gene Ontology annotation, cellular component: synapse; dendrite; plasma membrane. Lineage: Eukaryota; Metazoa; Chordata; Actinopteri; Cypriniformes; Catostomidae.